AUGGGUCCCAAUGUGCUUGUUUUCUUUAUUCCAACCUUUUUUUUUUUUUCUAAAAGGUGCCUUUGCUAUGUGGAACCACAAAAUUUAACAGGUGUCUUGGAAUUUAUGCUCCUGGGCCUUUCAGAUGAUCCAAAGGUGCAACCUGUCCUCUUUGGACUGUUCCUGUCCAUGUACCUGGUCACGGUUCUUGGGAACCUGCUCAUCAUCCUGGCCAUCAGCUCUGACCCCCACCUCCACACCCCCAUGUACUUCUUCCUCUCCAACCUGUCCUUGGCUGACAUUGGCUUUAGCAGCUCUACAAUUCCCAAGAUGCUGGUGAACUUCCAGACACACAGCAAAUCCAUCAGCUAUGCAGGUUGCCUAACUCAGGUGUCCUGUUUUUUCCUUUUUGGAUGUUUGGAUAGUCUACUGCUGGCCGUGAUGGCCUAUGACCGCUUGGUGGCCAUUUGCCACCCUCUACAUUACCCAAUCAUCAUGAACCCCCGCCUCUGUGGCCUGUUGGCCCUGGUGUCCUUCUCCAUCAGUCUUGUGGACUCCCAGGUACACUGCUGGAUGGUGUCACAACUGACCUUCUGCCAAGAUGUAGAAAUCCCUCAUUUCUUCUGCGAUGUGCCUCAGUUGUUCAAACUUGCCUGUUCUGAUACCUCUGCUAACAACAUAGUCAUAUUUCUCGUUGGCACCAUCUCUGGUUUUCUGCCUAUCGCAGGGAUCCUCUUCUCCUACUGUAAAAUUGUUUCCUCUGUUCUAAGAGUCCCAUCCUCAGGUGGGAAGUGCAAAGCCUUCUCCACUUGUGGGUCUCACCUAUCUGUUGUUUGCUUAUUUUACGGAACAGGCCUUGGGGUGUACCUCAGUUCAUCUGUCUCAACUUCCUCCAGAAAGAGUAUGGUGGUCUCAGUGAUGUACACCAUGGUCACCCCCAUGCUGAACCCCUUCAUCUACAGCCUGAGGAACAAGGACAUCAAGAAGUCCCUGCAGAGAAUUCUGAAAGUUUGGUGGGCACCCGAUGGCUACUUAAAUGCAAUUAGUGCAGCGGCCACUCUUCAAGACUCGGGUGAGAGGUUUCCCAGCCUASGCAGCUCUCAAUCACCUGUUCGGUACGGAGCAGGCAUGUUGGGUUCUGCCAAAGCCACUUCCAACUUUUCUGUCUGGGCCCGGAGAGCAAUUGGCACCACCCAUACACUUAAGUGGCUCUUCAACCUAUUACUUCUCAAUCAGACUUCUAUCAUGGACCACUUGAUAAACCCACUUUUUAAAGAGGGACUCCAAACUGCUUGCCCAACAUCAUCCCCUUUCAGCCUGAAGAAGCCAGAACGAUCUUUGCCCCCUUUCCUUACAGCAGCCCCUGUGAAAACCCAAGUGGGCUCCCUGGAACCGGCUGUGCAGAGGGACAUCUCCAGUGGUAGCCCUUGGAGAGAGUCGGUGUGUCCAGUGUGGCUGGUGCAGCAAGAAGGAAAAGGGAAGGUGGGCACCGGGCUCUACUCCAGGACAGUGACCCUGGGCAGCCCAGGGUAG
Urocitellus parryii (Arctic ground squirrel) is the source of this 1512-nucleotide messenger RNA. NCBI's taxonomy places the organism in Eukaryota, Metazoa, Chordata, Mammalia, Rodentia, Sciuridae. The record is from RefSeq and is a predicted model, not a curated record.